AUUUUUCAGGUCACAACGUGGUCAAAAGGCCUUAGAAUCAGCACAGUAUAAGUGGACACUAGCAGAGCACAAGUCUUGAUGAGAGCCAAAAUAGGAACCAAAUGCACAAUUGAUCAGGAUUAGCAAACUGCUGAAUGCCCAUGACUCUUGAUUGAAACCCCCUCCCAGAAAAUUGUUUGAUCACUAGCAUUCAUAAAAGUUACUCCAAAUCUCUGUAGAGAUCACCCUCAGAGAGAGAGAGAUACGAAAACGCCGAGCACAGAACAUAUGGGGUGGUGGCCACCGGAUAUCCCGACCACCACGACAGAUGGCUGAGACCGGCCGUCAUGGUGGUGCCCAAACUGCAUUCCAGGUUCUUAACAGAAUCCAUCUCUCUCAACAGAUAACAGAAAGCGUCUGCAUAAAUAGAGAUCAAGACGAGGGAAAGAAAGUUCAAGAAUAGUCACAGGAAAAGACAGAGGAAGGAAUGGAUAACUGGGGACCGGAGGACGAUCAGUUCUUCAGCACGUCGAGUUCGAGGAGGGACGAAGAGGACGCGCUGCAAUGGGCGGCAAUAGAGAAGCUCCCCACGUACAAGAGGCUGAGGACGAGCAUUCUGCAGUCGACCCCGGAGGAGGAUGGCACUGUCGAUGACAUCGAGCAGGGCAUGGGCAAGACAACGCAAAAGGAGGUUGACGUCCGGAAGUUGAACAAGGAGGAGAGGCACGAGUUCAUCGAGAAGCACUUCAAGGUUGCCGAUGUAGAUAACGCCAAGUUCUUGACCAAGCUCAGAGCUCGCAUCGAUAGGGUAGGGAUUCAACUCCCUACAAUAGAAGUCAGAUUUGAACAAUUACGAGUAGAAGCAGAUUGCUAUGUCGGGUCCAGAGCUCUUCCGACACUGUUGAACGAAGCGCGUAACGUUGUCGAAUCAGCGCUUCGCCUGUUUGGUAUUAAGCUUGCUAAGAAAGUGAAAUUGACAAUCCUUAAGGAUGUUUCCGGAAUCAUUAGGCCAUCCAGGAUGACUCUUCUUCUAGGACCACCUUCAUCUGGGAAGACAACUCUAUUGUUGGCACUAGCAGGAAAGUUGGACUCAAGUCUAAAGGUGAAAGGACAAGUCUCAUACAACGGCUAUAGAUUGAAGGAGUUUGUGCCGCAAAAGACAUCAGCAUACAUCAGCCAAAACGAUGUGCAUUUGGGCGAUCUUACUGUCAAGGAGACAUUUGAUUAUUCAGCGAGAUUCCAAGGAAGCGGUCCUCGUUAUGAUUUACUAGCUGAGCUCUCAAGAAGAGAGAAGGAUGCCGGAAUACGCCCAGAGUCCGAUGUUGAUCUAUUCAUGAAGGCAACUGCUGUUGGAUCCAAGACAAAUCUCAUUACCGAUUAUACGCUCAAGCUUCUAGGACUUGACAUAUGCAAGGACACCGUCGUUGGAGAUGAAAUGAAACGAGGAGUUUCAGGUGGACAGAAAAAGCGAGUGACAACAGGUGAGAUGAUGGUGGGACCAACGAAAACUCUUCUUAUGGAUGAGAUAUCCACUGGUCUGGAUAGCUCAACAACAUUUCAAAUUGUGAGGUGCAUGCAACAGAUCGCACAUUUAGUCGAUUCAACCAUAUUCAUGUCCCUCCUCCAGCCAGAUCCUGAGACGUUCGAGCUGUUUGAUGAUAUCAUCCUCUUAUCAGAAGGCCGUAUCAUUUAUCAGGGUCCUCGGGAGUAUGUAGUGGAGUUCUUCGAGAGCUGCGGAUUUCAGUGUCCUGAGAGGAAGGGUGUCGCUGACUUUCUGCAAGAGGUUACAUCCAAGAAGGACCAAGAGCAAUUUUGGGCAGAUAAGAACAAGCCCUACCAAUUCAUUUCGGUUGCAGAGUUUUCUGACAGGUUUAAAGCCUUUCAUGUGGGUCAGCGGCUAGAAAGGGAACUCCGAACUCCUUAUGACAAAAGCAAAAGCCACAGAGGUGCUCUGACCUUUACGCGACAGUCAACUCCCAAAAUGGUUCUCCUAAAAGCAUCUAUCGAUAGAGAAUGGCUUCUGAUCAAAAGAACCAGGGGCGUUUACAUUUUCAGGACUUCUCAGAUUAUCAUAGUCGGGUUUGUGGCAGCGACUGUUUUCUUGAGAACGAGGCUCCAUAGGACGUUUGAUGAUGCGACUGUUUACAUCGGAGGAAUUAUUUUUGCCAUGGUUAUCAAUAUGUUCAAUGGCAAUGUUGAGCUAUCUCUCACUCUUAUGAGGCUUCCAGUAUUUUAUAAGCAAAGGGAUUUUCUAUUUUAUCCUGCGUGGGUGUUCACCGUCCCGAACUUCUUGCUUCGUGUGCCCAUCUCAGUUUGGGAAGCCACAGUCUGGACACUCAUGACUUACUAUCCCAUUGGAUAUGACCCGGGAGCUAGCAGGUUUUUCAAACACCUGCUCGUGGUAUUUUUGAUCCAACAAAUGGCUGCUGGGUUGUUCCGGUUCUUGGCUGGUGCUUGUAGGACUAUGAUGAUUGCCCAGACCGGCGGUUCUCUUGCUCUACUCCUUCUGUUCCUGCUUGGAGGUUUCAUUCUCCCAAAACGCCAAAUACCAGUAUGGUGGUCUUGGGCUAACUGGGUCUCGCCUCUAUCGUAUGCAUUCAAAGCCCUGACCAUCAAUGAGAUGCGGGCUCCGAGGUGGAUGAACAAAUUGGGACCGGAUAACAGUAAAUUGGGUGAGGCAGCGUUGGAGGUAUUCGACAUCAACUACAAGAGCUACUGGUUUUGGAUUGGAACUGGAGCACUUUUUGGAUUCAUUAUCCUCUUCAAUAUCCUAUUUACCAUUGCCCUUAAGUAUCUAAACCCCUUUGGAAAGCCACAAGCUGUUGUUUCUGAUGAGGACGAGCAAUCAAACGGGGAAGUCUCCCCAGGAAUAGAACAAAGUAAAGCAAGAGGAUUAGCGACGAGAAGUAGCAUGGGGGAAAUGUCCACUCGACAAAAUAGCAAGUCCAAUCUUCUUGGUGGACCUGCCAUUCCGGUGGCCGAUGGCGCAGCCCCAAAGAGAGGAAUGAUACUCCCAUUUCGACCUCUAUCAAUGUCCUUCGACUGUGUCAAUUACUACGUUGACAUGCCCCCGGAAAUAAGAAGUCACGGAGUGACCGAGAACAAGCUCCAAUUGCUCCGAGAAGUGGCAGGAACAUUCAGGCCCGGUGUCCUAACUGCUUUGAUGGGUGUUAGUGGUGCUGGAAAGACGACACUAAUGGACGUUCUCGCGGGGAGGAAAACUGGGGGUUAUAUAGAAGGUGAUAUAAGAAUAUCCGGGUUCCCCAAGAAGCAAGAAACGUUUGCGAGAAUUUCAGGCUAUUGCGAGCAGACGGAUAUUCACUCCCCUCAGAUCACUAUUAGAGAGUCCUUAAUCUACUCGGCCUUCUUGAGACUCCCUAAAGAAGUAGACGAUGAGGCAAAGUUGAUUUUCGUCGACGAAGUGAUGGAACUCGUUGAGCUUGGUAGUAUCAAGAAUGCCAUAGUUGGGCUUCCAGGGGUCUCUGGGUUGUCGACAGAACAGAGAAAGAGGUUGACUAUAGCAGUAGAACUCGUUGCUAACCCUUCGAUCAUUUUCAUGGACGAGCCGACUUCGGGUCUUGAUGCCAGGGCAGCAGCCAUUGUCAUGAGGACCGUGAGGAACACGGUGGACACGGGACGAACCGUCGUGUGCACAAUUCAUCAGCCAAGCAUCGAUAUAUUCGAAGCAUUUGAUGAGCUGUUGUUGCUGAAAAGAGGAGGGCAAGUUAUUUACUCCGGACCACUUGGUCCGCGUUCCUGCAAGCUCGUAGAGUAUUUCGAGGCAAUCCCCGGAGUCUCUAAAAUACGAGAGGAGCAGAAUCCCGCGGGAUGGAUGCUGGACGUGAGCUCAGUUGGGAACGAGGUCCAGCUCAAGAUGGACUUUGCCGAAUACUAUAAAUCAUCAGCGUUGUCUAAGCAAAAUAAGGAUCUCGUGGAUGAGCUGCGCACGCCGCCGGCAGGUGCGAGCGACUUGUACUUUCCCAACCAGUACUCGCAGUCGACGUGGGGGCAAUUCAAAUCUUGCUUGUGGAAGCAAUGGUGGAUCUACUGGAGGAGCCCCGACUACAACCUUGUACGAAUCCUAUUCACCUUGUUGGUCGCGCUUGUGCUCGGUUCGAUUUUCUGGCGAAUCGGAAAAACCAGGGAUGAGGUUCAUGAUCUGACCACGGUCAUCGGAGCCAUGUACGUUUCCGUCUUGUUCGUGGGGAUUAACAAUUGCUCAACCGUUCAACCGAUAGUUUCCAGAGAGAGGUCCGUGUUCUACCGAGAAAGAGCCGCCGGCAUGUAUGCCGCUCUGCCGUAUGCAGUGGCCCAGGUGAUCGUGGAAAUCCCGUACGUGUUGCUUCAAUCGGCAUGUUACUCCGUGAUCAUAUACGGCAUGAUGAGCUUCCAGUGGACUACGGCCAAGUUCUUCUGGUUCUUCUUCAUCACCUUCAUCUCCCUUCUCUACUUCACGUACUAUGGCAUGAUGACGGUCGCGCUCACCCCGAACCUUCAAGCGGCAGCUAUCUUCGCGUCGGCUUUCUUCGGCUUCUUCACUCUAUUCUCGGGAUUCUUCAUACCUAAACCUAAAAUACCCAUCUGGUGGAAGUGGUACUACUACAUCUGUCCCUUGGCAUGGACGGUGUACGCGCUGAUCGUGACGCAGUACGGGGACAUGGACGACCCGAUCAAAUUGCCCGGGACGUCUCCGGAUCCGAGCAUCAAGCAGUACCUCGAGGACCAUUUCGGCUACAACCUCCACUUCAUGGGGCCAACUUCAGCAAUUCUGGUCGUCUUUGCCGCGCUUUUCGCGCUCCUCUUCGCAUUCUGCAUCACCCGCCUGAACUUCCAAAGAAGCAGCUUUCUGAAGAAUUCGAGCAUCUGCAAGUCGUGUAGCACCUCCGAUGAGGCGCAGAGGAACCCCGUCGCCUUCGUGCGAGUGCGAUCGAAGCCGACCGGGCGGUGUCGAGCGGCGAGCGACGGGAACGGCCGCGCCGUGGUGGACGGCGCAUUGAGCGAAGACGGCUCCUCCUCUUCUUCUUCGUCGUCGUCGGCGUCGUCCGUUGUGGAGCUGGACUCGAAGUCCGUCGUCGGCGUCGGCGGCGGCGGCCCCGACGUGUACGGUGAAGACAGGGCCAGCGAGGACCAGCUCGUCACGCCUUGGGCCGUCUCGGUUGCCAGUGGGUAUACUUUGCUUCGAGAUCCACACCACAACAAAGCACUUGCCUUUUCUGAAAGAGAGAGAGAUGCGCACUACUUACGCGGUCUUCUCCCCCCAAUAGUUGUUUCUCAAGAUCUUCAGGUGAAGAAGAUAAUGCACAACCUCCGCCAGUACCAAGUCCCACUGCAAAAGUACAUGGCAAUGAUGGAUCUUCAAGAGACAAGUGAGAGGCUGUUCUACAAGCUUCUUAUUGACCAUGUUGAGGAGCUUCUUCCUGUUGUCUACACACCAACUGUGGGUGAAGCUUGCCAAAAAUAUGGGAGCAUUUUCAGACGACCUCAGGGUCUCUUUAUCAGUUUGAAAGAAAAGGGCAAGAUUCUUGAGGUCUUAAAGAACUGGCCACAGAGAAACAUUCAAGUUAUUGUCGUGACGGAUGGUGAACGGAUCUUAGGACUUGGAGAUCUUGGUUGUCAAGGAAUGGGGAUACCAGUAGGGAAGCUUUCCUUGUACACUGCUCUUGGCGGAGUCCGUCCUUCUGCAUGCUUGCCUGUAACUAUUGAUGUGGGGACUAAUAAUGAGAACCUACUGAAGGAUGAGUUCUACAUUGGACUCAGACGGAGGAGGGCAACUGGGGAGGAAUAUGCUGAACUUUUACAUGAAUUUAUGACUGCAGUCAAGCAGAUUUAUGGGGAGAAAGUACUCAUUCAGUUCGAAGAUUUUGCAAACCACAAUGCUUUUGAGCUGCUUGAGAAGUAUGGGACGACUCAUCUUGUCUUCAAUGAUGAUAUUCAGGGAACAGCAUCUGUGGUCCUUGCAGGGCUUAUUGCAGCAUUAAAGUUUGUCGGUGGAACCUUGGCAGAUCAACGUUUUUUAUUCCUUGGUGCUGGGGAGGCUGGCACUGGUAUAGCUGAACUUAUGGCCCUCGAAGUGUCAAAACAGACAAAUGUUCCAGUGGAGGAAGCUCGUAAGAAAAUUUGGCUAGUCGAUUCGAAGGGUCUGAUAGUUAAUUCGCGCUGGGAAUCACUCCAGCAUUUCAAGAAGCCUUGGGCUCAUGAACAUGAGCCUAUUAAUGAACUUGUGGAUGCAGUAAAGGUAAUCAAACCAACGGUGCUUAUUGGAACAUCAGGUGUGGGAAGGACAUUUACGGAAGAUGUGGUCAAGGCUAUGGCUGCUCUGAAUGACAGACCCAUCAUUCUUUCUCUUUCCAACCCAACUUCACAAUCUGAAUGUACAGCAGAAGAAGCUUAUAAAUGGAGUCAGGGCCGCGCUAUAUUUGCAAGUGGGAGCCCAUUUCCUCCUGUUGAAUACAAGGGGAAGACUCUUGUGCCUGGCCAGGCCAAUAACGCAUACAUUUUCCCAGGACUUGGUCUAGGCUUGAUAAUGUCCGGUGCAAUCCGUGUUCACAAUGAGAUGCUUUUGGCUGCCUCGGAAGCCCUGGCUGCACAAGUGACUCGGGAAAACUUUGACAAGGGACUCAUAUAUCCGCCUUUUACUGACAUAAGAAAGAUUUCAGCCCAAAUAGCUGCAGAUGUCGCGGCAAAAGCUUAUGAGCUUGGCUUGGCUACUCGCCUCCCUCAGCCGAAAGACCUGGUGAAGUACGCUGAGAGCUGUAUGUACAGCCCCACCUACCGUAGCUACCGGUAAAACGAGGGCAAGUACUGUAUACGUCUCAGACCAUGGAGUUCUCUUCAACUGUGCUGUUGUCAUCUGUUGUUUUGUUUCAUAUGUUGUGUCCUUGUCCUUCCUCCUCGUUCUCUCUUUAUCAUCUGUGGAGAUUCAGCUACCAGUUGGUGAAGACAAUAUAAUAAACAAAAGGGUGGCAAGGAGAAAGCUCAUAAAAACAAAAGCAUGUUGCAAUUGUAGAAAUAUCUGCAUUGAUAUAGUCAAUUAGAAUGCAA
This is a messenger RNA of Syzygium oleosum, 7020 nucleotides long. RefSeq names its product ABC transporter G family member 29-like. Gene Ontology annotation, cellular component: membrane. The transcript has 43 exons. The coding region runs from base 467 to 6766 and encodes 2099 amino acids. Lineage: Eukaryota; Viridiplantae; Streptophyta; Magnoliopsida; Myrtales; Myrtaceae. The record is from RefSeq and is a predicted model, not a curated record. Gene Ontology annotation, molecular function: ABC-type transporter activity; NAD binding; ATP hydrolysis activity.